Molecule: messenger RNA, 3366 nt
Organism: Penicillium antarcticum
Lineage: Eukaryota; Fungi; Ascomycota; Eurotiomycetes; Eurotiales; Aspergillaceae
Product: ankyrin repeat domain-containing protein
Exons: 3
Coding region: 1-3366 (1121 amino acids)
Molecular function (GO): protein binding
Source: RefSeq, a predicted model, not a curated record
AUGGCUGGGAGUCAUUGGGAGUCGACAUACGAUGACAGCGGGCUGGGUCCUGCCAGACGCGAUUCACUGGAUGGUUAUGAUGAACUCGGGUACGAAGAAGCAGCUACGUUCCGUCCCCGAUCCGCGGAUCGUUAUGAGUCUGGAGGUCUGGAUGGAUUUGCCUCCCCCUGGCUCGGGAGAAGUAGACUCUUAAGGCGCAACCCAUCCUUCAAGCCAAAAGAGCAUGUAUCCCAGCGCAAUGCCCACAGAUCAGGCUGGUUGAUCCGGGCCCUUCGACAGUGGAAGCCGUUCAGUAAGAAGGACGACCGACCUGAAUCUGACUUGACACCGGACGGUGAGAUUAUUCCCGCCGAUACGGCUUCACUGGAACCAGCCACUCGAUCUAGUGAAACUGACAUUGGCCAUAAUCUUAUUCUUGCAAUCACCGGGGGAAAAGGAAAGUCGCAGAUACGUUCGCUUUUGGCUGAGUUGCGCGACCCAAAUGCGAAACCACUUCAUCCAGUAUAUGGCAGUGUUCUCGCUGCUGCUGCUGGGGCAGGCUCAGUCGAAACCAUUCGAUAUUUGUUAAACGCAGGCGCAGAUGCGGACAUGCAAUUGAUCACCGGGAAAUACGGCAGUGCUCUGUGUGCAGCUGCAGCGUCACAACAUUCUGACAAUCUCAAGGCUAUUCUGAUGGCUGGAGUUGAUGUUGAUAUGUACUUGAUUGGGGGCGAAUAUGGAAGUGCCCUUGCUGCUGCCGCUAGAGAAGGCUCGAACAAAAACGUUCGGCUUUUACUACAAGCAGGCGCCGAGGUGAACAUGAUUUUGAAAACUGGAUUGUAUGGUAGCGCCCUGUGUGCUGCAGUGCCUUCACCUCAGAAUCUCCAAUCUCUCCUCGACGCUGGUGCUAAUGUCGAAGAGCAAGUAUACAUAGGCCCAUACGGAAGUGCCCUUGCUGCCGCUGCCGGGUCUCAGUUUCCUAAAAGUCUCGCUUCUAUCCUGGAGGCCGGGGCCAAGGUUAAUCGGCUACUUGGGGUUGGCGAUUUUGGCAGCGCUGUUAUUGCUGCCGCUGCUGCGCCUGACGAAUCCAGCUCUACCAUGAAUAUCAAGACCCUCAUCAAAGCAGGUGCUGAUCUUAAUACACAAACCCCAGGCGGUCUACAUAGCAGUGCUCUGGCAGCUGCUGCUUCUCGUUCAAACCCGGCCCCUCAAGUCAUCGAAAUACUGGUAAAAGCUGGUGCAGAUGUCAAUAUGCAAUUGCAUUAUGGAGUUUAUGGCAGUGCUUUGGCUGCUGCUACUUCAGUUAAGGCUGUGGAAGCCCUCUUGAAAGUAGGAGCUGAUGUUGACAUGAAGCUUACACAUGGAUGCUUUGAUACUGCGCUUGCUGCAGCGCUGCAGCGAGUGACUGAUUCUCUUAUUGGAGCCUCUAAGAAAAACACAGAGGAGGAAGAUAUUGCUGGCAUUCUUCUUGCAACAGGAGUGACGGAUGUUGGGCCACUGCACCAACUCUCAAUUGGGGCACUCUCGAUGUCAAACCCAGUGACCCGAAGAAGCUAUGACGAGGCUCGCGAAUUCAAGUUCGAUUGGGAACUUCCCCUUAUUCUGGAAUUUUCAAGUGACAUCGAGCCCGAUCUUUUACACAGAGGGACUUUGACAAGAAACAGAAAUACGGUCAAGCUGGCAUCCUGUCAUGACUUUCUCAGCAACUCUUUUGGGGACAUAGGAACGAGGCUAUUGCACGGAAUCAUGAGAGCCCUCCGGGUAUCCCGUGGUCUUUACUCUCAACAUGAGAUUUCUGUUUCCACGCUCAGAAAUGACUUUAAUGACGAGUGCUCGGUAUCACUCAAUAAGCUGGCCCCGUUCAAUUCCUUCUUUUCCUCCGCUGAAUGCUGGUAUCCUCUUUUUGACUCGGCCGUGAUCGCAUUACAAUCAUCUGUUGAGCCUCAACUUCAACCAUGCGAAGGACUCGAGCUGGAUUUCAAGCAGCUACUUAAACUCACAGCUGUCGAAUAUCCUAUCAUGGUCGAUGAUGGCAUCAUCCUCAUGGGCUACUCAACUGCGCUUGUACCUAUCAAGCAGACCCGCGAUGGAAGGAUUAUGUGGCACUUGGAAACCGCCACAGACGACUUCCAACUUCAGGCUUCUGACCUCCAAUCAACGCAGAAGCAAUGGUUACGACUAUCCAGUUUCGAAGAUUUGCUUUCCGCAACAGUGAUACUAGGCUGGAGCUCCAAAGCAGAAGUCCUCUUGGGCACAAAUCGCCUGGUCCCAAGUGUGACAUGGUCCAAUGCAAAGGUCAAGACGGCUACCUGGCACUGGAGCGGAGCAAACCUCCAAUUCAUGGCCCAAACGGCGUCCCCGUUGAAGUUGGGAGCUCAAAUGGGCAUGAUGUUUGAUCGGUCAGUCAACACCAUACAGUUUAGUCCCUCCACAAACUACCUCAAAUGCUUGUCGAGCAGCUCUCAGCAACCGAUCAUCCUCUACGAUGUGAAGACAAAAAGAGCCUGGUUGGUCCCACUGCUCUCCGUGUUCCAUCAUAUGCUGCUGGCCUACUAUAAAACGAUAGACAAAAGAUCCCGGGCCAAUCUGCCGCCUUUCGCUGAGCCAACAUCUGACUCGCAUUGCCCAUCGUGGGCUGCUUUGCAUGAUCAAGGAGAACUGAUUCUUGAAAAAUCAACAGGGAAUGAACUAACAGUCCGCGAUCUUAUCAUGGGAUUUUCCGUGAAUCUCUCGAAGACCACAAUCCAACCUCCCAGGGCUUCGAAUAUGCAUCCACUCACUGUAUCCUCGAUUUUCGGAUAUGAAUUCGCAGACAUUGUGAUGGAUUCGCCAAGUAGUGAGCUGAAGAAAACAUCCCUUGAAAAGGAGGGUUUGGCCUGGAUACCCCUGCUCAGCAAUAUCAAAUGCCUCUUCUGUUCAGACUUGGGCGAUGCAAUCAUCGGAAGGCGCUCACCGUGGGAAUCCUCACCGUGCAACAGCCUAUUAGAAGGAUAUGACCUAAUGGCAGCCUCUAUCGAAAGCAUGGAGCUUCUCGCCAAAAGACACGGAAGCAAUGCGCGCGUUUCUUCGUGUCAGUUAUCCAACAACCACUCCUGGUGUCUGGCUGGUACACCCUUCCAAACCUGCGAACACGAAGAGAAAGAAUCAUGUUGGGACCGACCUGGUUUCCUGGAAGAAACUCUCCAAGAGAUCAAAAGCCAGCAAGUGUCGGUGAAUGGUCCUGUUCAAAAUGGCAAUAGCAAUUGCUCUACUACCAUUACCCAAGGGGCUUUAGUUUUCGGUGGACAAGCUAAAGCCCGGUCUAAGACAAAGACUUUUCUCACGCUGGUCCAGUCGACCGAGUCUCGCAAGGUUUCAAUCCAGAGUGCUACUAGCUUAGUUUCUUGA